Molecule: messenger RNA, 2335 nt
Organism: Marchantia polymorpha subsp. ruderalis
Lineage: Eukaryota; Viridiplantae; Streptophyta; Marchantiopsida; Marchantiales; Marchantiaceae
Source: the annotation of a GenBank genome assembly
GCAAAAGUUGUAAAUAAAAGGCUUACAGUUCUAAUUUCUUCGACGUCUCCUGCCACGUACAGAUUUUGUCACGUACAAAGAAGUACAGGAUGUGAAAAUUGCUAAACCCCGAGCCCACGAGUAGCUGCUUAAACCUCGAGAAUCCGUUCGGAGUCCAGAUGUUCAGCGGACACAGCCUUAUACAGAAGCUAAGAGGCCGGGUUAGAAGCGCGUGGCUUUGGCCAUUCCAAUGGCGAAGCGGUUUCGUCAAUGGAAUUCUCCUGUUUUCGGUUGACAGUCAGGCAUUUAAAAGGAACGACACUUUGAUGCGAGGAGGGUGCUGUUUUCAGCUCGAACUUUCAAUGCUGAUGAGGUGAUUCGUGCUCUGUACUCUGCGCGCGGCAGGCAAUGAAUGUAUGAUCGAACUGACUUUGUGGUGAAUUUUUGAGAAAUCAGACUUAGCUGCAUCUGCGCCUUGGGAAUCGAUGAGAACGUUGUUGAGGGAAGUUUUUGAGCACCUCCAUCAGUCUUCGAUGAGGGAGUGGAGUGAAUCUACAAGUGAUCGGUUCUGCGGGAUUAAGAGAUCCGUUGUACGAUGUUAAAUAUAGUUCAUUGACGAGUAUUAGAAUAUGCGCGGGCUGUCGAAUCCUCGCCCAGUUGCUUUUUCUCAUAUUUCAAUCUAAGUUGGACUUCAAAUUCCUAGUGAUGAUGGAUGAAAACGCUGGCAAAUGCGAUCUAGACGGCAGUCUCGUUGAGUCUACGCCCGAGUCUGUCCAGUACUGGCCAUAUCUAAGCUUUGAGUACUUUCCGAAACGCCAGUAUCAUAUUCACCAUGAGUUCAAGAACCCUUCUGGGAAACAGAAGACAGUAGAAAACAACUUCUUCAAGGGACUGAAAUGGUCUCCAGAUGGCUCGUGCUUUUUGACGAGUAGCGAAAAUAAUAGCCUUCACAUUUUCGACCUGCCCAGUGAUGCAAUUGAAGACUGUCCGGAAGUUGAUAUGUCCUCCUGUGAAGAUUCCUUCAAGUCGUCUUUGAUGGUUCAGGAAGGGGAAGCUGUGUACGAUUUUUGCUGGUUUCCAGUCAUGGCGGCUUCUGAUACAAGUUCAUGUGUAUUUGCAACUUCAUCCCGAGACCAUCCAGUUCAUGUUUGGGAUGCGACUACCGGGAAACUACGUUGCACAUAUAGAGCGUAUGAUCAAAUGGAUGAAAUAACCGCUGCCUAUUCCAUUUCAUUUAAUCCUGCUGGAAGCAAGUUAUUUUGUGGUUACAACAAGACAAUCAGAAUAUUUGACACUUCACGUCCUGGUCGGGAAUUCACGCAACACUCUACUCUCACAUCUGCCAAAGACGGUCAAACAGGUAUCAUAUCUUGUCUAGCCUUCAAUGCUGUCAACGGAGGUCUACUGGCAGCUGGCUCGUACAAUCGCACAACUGCCCUGUAUGAUGAAAACAGCUUAGAGCUGCUUUUUGUUCUCCAUGGUCAGCAGGGUGGUGUCACACAGGUUAUGUUUUCCAAAGAUGGAAACUUCCUUUACAGUGGAGCUCGCAAGGAUCCUGAAAUUCUUUGCUGGGAUAUACGCAAUACAGCAGGUGUACUGUACAGACUACCACGCGUGACAGCAGACACGAAUCAGCGAGUAGCAUUCGACAUCGAGCCAUUUGGUCGUCAUUUGGGAACGGGCGGACAGGAUGGACUCGUGCACUUUUAUGACCUGCAAACUGGAGAUUGGGUGAAUAGCUUCCAGGCUGCUUUAGACACGGUGAACAGUUUCUGCUUCCACCCAUCUUUGCCACUAGCCGCUUCUGCAUCAGGACAUCGACGGUUUGUCGUGGACACAGAACCUGACAGUGAUGAUCAAGGAUAUACUGUUCUUCUUAAAGAGGAAGAGAACUGUGCAUCCGUGUGGCGAUUCCCAUGCACCUGGGUGAAUUCACAGGAACAAUCUACUACCGCAACUCAUGGGGACGAAUGCGACUAUACAGUAACUGAAGCAUUGAAUGAUAAUACCUUGACCUGAGUAUCAUCCUGAAAGGUUUUCAUUUUGUGGCCCUUACUAGGUUGCCACUCCUUGCGAGGACUAGCACGAAGUGAGGUGUGUAUUGACUAAGUUGAAGUGUAGGUCUGAGCAUAGCCUCCGCAUGUUUCACUGUGGACCUCGAAGGGUUAUAAGCUGUAGCAAGACGGUUUUGAAAGUGAGGGUUCUACUAAUUAGAGCAGAAAUAGAACUCAAUGCUUGUUUUGCCACAUGUACGUACAGACCUUCAGAUUAGGUUAAACUUUUGGCCUGCAAAGGUCCGGCAACUCAAUUUCAGUUGUAUAGUUUUUCCCAUGUAAUCACAGAAUCCCCUUUCGUC